AGAGUCACGUGGUGGCGCGACUUUAAAUGGAGGGGGCGGAGCAAGCGGGAGGUCAGCGGAGAAGAUGGAUUUCCAGGGCGGGCCGGUGGAGGACCACGAGCUGCGGGAGGCGCAGAGGGAGUACCUCGACUUCCUGGAUGAUGAUCAAGAUCAAGGUGUUUACCAUGGAAAAGUAAGGGACAUGAUCGGUGCGAGUGAGCAUCGCUUAAUUGUCAACCUGAAUGACCUGAGGCGUAAGAAUGAGCGCCGAGCUAAUAUAUUGCUGAGUAAUGCCUUUUUGGAGGUCGUUGCAUUUCAAAGAGCCUUAAAGGAUUUGGUAGCUUCCAUUGAUGCUACAUAUGCCAAGCAGUUUGAAGAGUUCAGCGUUGGAUUUGAAGGCAGUUUUGGAGCUAAGCAUGUCUCCCCUCGCUCUCUGAUCGCAGGUUUCUUGGGAAAUCUGGUCUGUGUUGAAGGAAUCGUUACAAAAUGUUCCUUGGUCCGACCUAAGGUCAUGCGUAGUGUCCAUUACUGUCCAGCUACAAAGAAGACCUUGGAAAGGAAAUAUACUGAUCUCACAACACUAGAGGCGUUUCCUUCCAGUGCAAUUUACCCCACCAAGGAUGAAGAAAACAAUCCUCUUGAGACAGAAUACGGGCUGAGCACGUACAAAGAUCAUCAAACUCUGAGCAUACAAGAAAUGCCUGAGAGAGCCCCGGCCGGACAGCUGCCUCGUUCUGUUGAUAUCAUUGCAGAUGAUGAUCUGGUAGACCAAUGUAAACCUGGUGACAGAGUCCAGAUAGUGGGGAUAUACCGCUGUUUACCAUCUAAGCAGGGCGGAUUUACAUCUGGCACAUUCAGGACAAUACUGUUGGCCAGUAAUAUCAAACGGAUGAGCAAAGAAAUUUCCCCAACGUUUUCUGCUGAUGAUGUUGCCAAAAUCAAGAAAUUUUGCAAAGUUCAUACUAAGGAUAUUUUUGACCAGCUGAGCAAGUCAUUAGCACCAACUAUCCAUGGCCAUGAUUAUAUUAAGAAAGCCAUUUUAUGCAUGCUGCUUGGUGGUAAUGAGAAGAUCCUUGAUAAUGGAACUCGUAUAAGAGGAGAUAUUAAUCUUCUCCUAAUAGGAGACCCAUCUGUCGCCAAGUCCCAACUGCUGCGCUAUGUAUUGCACACAGCUCCAAGAGCCAUUACCACCACUGGUAGGGGGUCCUCUGGAGUUGGGUUGACAGCCGCUGUGACAACUGAUCAAGAAACAGGGGAGAGGCGUCUUGAGGCUGGUGCCAUGGUACUUGCUGACAGAGGUGUUGUGUGUAUUGAUGAGUUUGACAAAAUGUCUGACAUGGACAGGACAGCUAUACACGAAGUGAUGGAACAAGGUCGUGUGACAAUAGCGAAAGCUGGGAUCCAAGCAAGAUUAAAUGCCCGGUGCAGUGUUUUAGCUGCAGCAAAUCCUGUUUAUGGAAGGUAUGAUCAGUAUAGGACACCAAUGGAAAAUAUUGGCUUACAAGACUCUCUGCUUUCAAGAUUUGAUUUGCUUUUUAUUGUUUUGGAUCAAACGGAUGCAGACAGUGAUCGUGAAAUUGCAGACCAUGUGUUGAGAAUACACAGAUAUCGAACUCCUGGAGAGCAGGAUGGAUAUGCAAUGCCUUUUGGAUGCAGUGUUGAGAUUUUUGCAACUGAUGAUCCGAAUGCUACUGAUGUCACUGAUCAAGAGUUGCAGAUUUAUGAGAAACAUGAUAAUCUCCUGCAUGGACAACGGAAAAACAAAUCUAAAAUUGUAAGCAUGCAAUUCAUCAGAAAAUAUAUCCAUGUUGCUAAACUGAUAAAGCCUACUCUAACUCAAGAAGCAGCUGAUUACAUCUGUCAGGAAUAUGCCAAAAUACGGAGCCAUGAUGAGAUUAACAAUGAUCGGGCUAGGACUAUGCCGGUGACUGCUAGAGCUCUGGAAACUAUGAUCCGGCUGGCCACGGCCCAUGCUAAAGUCAGAAUGAGUAAAACCGUUGAUAGCCAGGAUGCAGAAACUGCACUUGAACUUGUUCAGUUUGCAUAUUUUAAGAAGGUAUUGCCAAAGGAAAAGCGAGUGGAAAAAGAUCCAGGUUUAAGUCAAGAGACACAAAGCCAAGAAGGAAUAAGAGAAAGACGUGCAGGGAAAAUAUCUGACACUCAAGAUUCAGUGGAUCCUUAUGCUUUUAGCCAGGAUGUCAGUCAGAAUGACUCUCUUUCUCAGAGCGGGAGAACUCCAAGGAAGAUUUCUGAAAGUCGGGUUGAGAUCGACACCAAGAGAUCAUUGAGUCAAAAGAGGAUAAAAGAAUUUAAAGCCGCUCUAUUAAAAGCAUUUAAGGCAACACGCUCCCAGUCUGUUGCUGUUACUCAAUUGCUUGAACUCAUCAAUAAAGGAAAUCAUGACCCAUUUGAACUUUCAGAAGUAAAGGAAAUGCUGGACUACAUGCAAAAUGACAACCAAGUCAUGUUGGCAGAUGAUGUGGUCUUCUUGAUUUAAACAAGUUCACAUUUUGUGGAAAUCUCU
Molecule: messenger RNA, 2503 nt
Organism: Bufo bufo (common toad)
Lineage: Eukaryota; Metazoa; Chordata; Amphibia; Anura; Bufonidae
Product: maternal DNA replication licensing factor mcm3
Exons: 17
Coding region: 65-2476 (803 amino acids)
Biological process (GO): mitotic DNA replication initiation; DNA strand elongation involved in DNA replication; DNA replication
Cellular component (GO): MCM complex; nucleus
Molecular function (GO): single-stranded DNA binding; ATP hydrolysis activity; ATP binding
Source: RefSeq, a predicted model, not a curated record